Molecule: messenger RNA, 1596 nt
Organism: Erythranthe guttata (spotted monkey flower)
Lineage: Eukaryota; Viridiplantae; Streptophyta; Magnoliopsida; Lamiales; Phrymaceae
Product: F-box/FBD/LRR-repeat protein At2g04230
Molecular function (GO): protein binding
Source: RefSeq, a predicted model, not a curated record
AUGGAAAAAACAGAUAGUUUAGACGAUUCCAAGUCCAUGGACAGGAUAUCCGAGUUGCCGAAUGACAUCUUGCAGAGAAUACUUUAUUUCCUCUCCCAAGAAGAUGCUGUCAGAACAUCUGUCUUGUCCAAAUCAUGGCGUGACAUCUGGCGUACUCGCCCCAAUCUUGAUUUUAGAGGCCCGUUCAACUUGAACGAUUUGAAACAAAAAUUUCUAUCCUUAGUGGAAAAUACUUUACAGCGAUAUUGUGAUCAUAGGUUGUCCUUAGAAGAAUUUCACCUCCAUAUAUGGUUGGACGAUUUUUGGUAUCAAAAAUCGGUUUCGCUGCUCGAAAAAUGGAUCCCCAGACUCAAAAAUAUGGGUGUGAAGGAGUUUCGUCUUUCUAUUUGCUCGGAACAUUAUCCAAGAUACACUGAUCUGGAUCUGCCAUGUGUAGUCUUCGAGCAAGAAUCGCUCCGACAUUUGCGUGUGCGAAGAUUCAAGUUGGACCGAAAGGCUGUUGAAAGGAUAGUACUCUUGAAUAAUCUACGAUCACUUCACCUCCAAGAAAUCAACAUCGAGGACGAAGAGGUUUUUCAGAAGAUAAUCUCGAACUGCCCUUCGAUUGAAACGAUGCGUAUUGAAAAUUGCGAGGGGUCAAGAAACAUUAAUGUGGAUAAUCUUCGUCGUCUCAAGGACUUUCACUCAUCGGGUUUUAACUUAGGCGUAGCAAAUACGGAACGCUGUAGCUUUGAAAUAAGUCACCAAUCUAUUGAAACCAUCUUCAUUACAUACGGUAACCUCUUGUUUCACAAAGGUGUGGAGUUUCGUUUUCUCGACGUGUUACGUCUGCACGGUGUCAGAUUGUUGCCGGACAACUUGUCAUCAUGUAAAUUCCCAAGUCUCAAACGUCUGGUUCUCGACCAUUGUGAUGGAUUCGAAGUAAUCGAGCUAUUUAUCGAUGCCCCAAAAAUAAAAUCUUUUGAAUACAAAGGAAACUUUGUCCCAUCGAUCACUUUCGUGACCACCCAGAACGAGUGGGAUUCACAUAUAUUUGUGCGUUCGGCCGAUGCUUCUUCUUCUUGGUGGUUCAUCAAGCUAAACGAACUGCUUAAGUCAUUAAGCCAAUCGAAUAUUCGUAGUCUGGCCAUUUAUUAUAUAUACCAUCCCCGGAAUAUUGUUCAUGAACCACAAUUCGUUAUUCUGGAUAAGCCUGUUGUGGUGGAGAGCGUGAAACUGAAAUGCGACAAUUCGACUCUAUUUUCACCUCUUUUAAAUGGGGUGUUUCGUAUUUUUCGUCCAAGAAACAUCUGCGACUUCGACAUGGUGGCAUGGGAUAUGGACGUCAUCGAGUGUCUGUGGAAGAUUUUCAUGGAGAGAGAAAGCGGAGACAAAGACGAACCGUUCAGACGGUUUUGGAAACGAGAGUUGGAGGAAGUAAGCAUGGAGAUUUAUGACGACAAUCGAAAAGAAUGGAGCCCGACACAUUUGUCCGAAGUGCGAGGAGAAUUGCGAUACUGCGUGCAAGUGAAACUUAUCCGUGCUCGCUUUGCAUUGAAAUGGAGAGAGAACUUUAAUUUGCCAGACUUUGAGCCCCUCCACGAUUCGAUAAAUUAG